CCUUAUGUUACUUCUAUCUGAAACUCGUGCCUUGCAAAACGUCCUUCAGCACCCACUAGGACCUGAGCCCAUCCUUCCUUGCUCACAAUAUUCCUUUCAGCUAAUGGCUACCUCCUCCUCUCCUUCUUCCCCUUCUUCGUUUGCUCCUUCUUUCCCAUCCCCGCCUGCAUAUUCAGCGCAUUCAUCUUCGAGUCAGCUCUGGAAAAUCAAGAAUGCUAAGUACCGGUCCACUUUCGUGAAGAAGGGCCAGCCGAGUGUAGAAGAUCUCCAGAACCACCUUGAAUACAUCAGAGAUCCGCACUUUACAAGCGCGGUCAGUGAAUAUACAUAGCAUUUGAACCGGACAACUUCUAAUGUCUCCUCACAGUACGGUCCAGAGCACAUAUCAC
Macroventuria anomochaeta is the source of this 389-nucleotide messenger RNA. RefSeq lists its product as uncharacterized. NCBI's taxonomy places the organism in Eukaryota, Fungi, Ascomycota, Dothideomycetes, Pleosporales, Didymellaceae. The transcript is spliced from 2 exons. The record is from RefSeq and is a predicted model, not a curated record. The coding region runs from base 104 to 331 and encodes 75 amino acids.